Trichogramma pretiosum is the source of this 1490-nucleotide messenger RNA. Its product is annotated as beta-1,3-galactosyltransferase 5. NCBI's taxonomy places the organism in Eukaryota, Metazoa, Arthropoda, Insecta, Hymenoptera, Trichogrammatidae. Gene Ontology annotation, molecular function: hexosyltransferase activity. The transcript is spliced from 4 exons. Gene Ontology annotation, cellular component: membrane. The coding region runs from base 424 to 1407 and encodes 327 amino acids. The record is from RefSeq and is a predicted model, not a curated record.
ACCCUCAGUCCACACUCGUAGCUCACGGCGUGCAUAUGUGUGUGCGAGCGAUGUAGAGCUUCGCCCCGUGGGUAGUCUCCGUGUACUUCGAGGCCUCUCUCUUUCUUGCGUACGCGGCACGACGAGGGGAGAGAGAAAAAGCUCGGCGUGGAUCGUCGUCACCUGUUGCUGUGUUUCUGCUGAUGCUGCUGCUGCCACUGAUGUGGGUCUCUAUAUCGAGUGCUGCUGCUGCUACGUGCGAUAAUUAAGCGCCGCGAGAAAUGAGCUAAAUCUUAUUAACCGCCCCGUGGAUGUGCCUCGAAGAACAGAUUUUCGGUGUUUCAACGAGAGAGGACAGCGAGAGCUUUUUUCAUGCAGAGAAUUACAUUACCAAAAACAAAACCAGAGCUCGGUUACUCGAUUAGCUUUUAAUGACAGAACUUAAUGACAUUACUUUAUCGACAUCGUGCCAAUAAACGAACGAUGCUGGCGUCCCUCAAAGCCAUGUUCGUCAGUCUGGUGUUCGUCGUGCCGUUGCCGCCUCAUAAUCACGCGACGACGACGACGACGACGACAUCUCCGAUCGACGGCAACAACAAUCCGACGAUCGAUCUGAACGCUUUGAAAUUUCGCGCGAUGCACCACCACGACGACGACUGUCACGCUCGAACUCCAUUGCUGCUGGUGAUGAUACACUCGGCGCCGGCCAACAGCGACAAGCGUAACGUCAUAAGAAAGACCUGGGGUCAGAGGAGGUCCGAGGUCGCCGUGUACUUCGUACUGGGCCGCUCGGACGAGUACGCCUCGAGACUGGACCGGGAGAAUCAGCGGCACGGAGAUCUGAUACAGGGCAGCUUCGAGGACACCUACAGAAAUCUCACGUACAAGCACGUCAGCACGCUCAAGUGGAUUACGCAACACUGCUCGAGUGCCAAAUACAUUCUCAAGACCGACGACGACGUCUUCGUGCACACCCAGGCACUGCUCGACUUUCUGCGCGAUCCGGACCUGAUCGACGGCCAAGACGAGCCCGUCAUCCUCUGCUCUCAGCCGAGCUCGCUCAGGGUGCUCAGGAGUUGGCGCUCCAAGUGGCACACGACCCCGCGCGAAUACAAGGACAAGUACUAUCCGCCCUACUGUCUGGGCUGGAGCGUCCUCUACUCGGCGGAGGCGGCGCGUCGGCUGUACGAGGCCGCCGAAGGCGAGGCGUUCUUCUGGAUCGACGACGUCUUCGUCACGGGAAUACUGGCCAAGAAGAUCGGGGUGAGGCCCCAGCGGAUGGCGGGCUUGGUGAGCAGCAAGCGAGACCUGAGUCGGAUCAUCGACGACUCGAGGGCCGUCAAGAAGCACAUACUGUUUCCGCCCGACCUGUCGAUCGACACGAUAAAGACACUGCACUGCAUCGUCACCUCGGUAGACGAUGACUGACGUUGAUCCAUUGUUAUUUAAUUGUAUUAUAGCUACGUAAUGGAAAAAAUAAUUGUAAUUAUAAAUAAAAUCGAUAUUUUUGC